AUAUUGUGUCCGGUUGUUAAAAAAGGAAAUUUGUGACUUUGAUUUAGUUGAAUGCCUUGAGGCAUCUUUUCCCUGGAGAGAUGGACUAAGCAGCUUAAAAUUUCCUCAUUUACUUGUUCAUGUAGAUUUGGAUUUAUUUGUCUACUAGAUUCUGGUUUAGGUUCCUUGUUCUAUAUGGAGUAAAUUGAUCACAAAAUAAAAUCAAUUUUUUCGUUCUCAUUAAAAUUUCCAACCUGUGGUAUAGCUGGAAGCUGUUUGCUAAUACCAGCUAAUUCAUCUGGACAGAUUUGCAUACUCUUUUGAGCGUUAUGAUUUAUCUUAUGACACUUGUUUAAAUUUUUAGCUGCGUCCUGUGUUCUCUGCUUUUCUGACUGUUGUGAUGGACUUGUGUUUCUUACUCUUUCUGCCUGGAUGAAUGUGUCAAGCUUAAUUUAGUUCCUAUUAGUUUAGAAAACGCAGGGGGCAUAUCAGAAUGAAGGCACUGAUCCUUGUUGGAGGUUUUGGAACAAGGUUGAGGCCAUUGACUCUCAGUGUUCCUAAACCACUUGUUGAAUUUGCCAACAAACCUAUGAUCCUGCAUCAGAUAGAGGCUCUCAAGGUUAUUGGAGUGACUGAAGUUGUUUUGGCUAUCAACUACCAGCCUGAGGUGAUGCUCAACUUCUUGAAGGAAUUUGAGACGAAGCUUGAGAUUAAGAUCACUUGCUCACAAGAGACUGAGCCGCUCGGCACUGCUGGUCCUCUGGCCUUAGCAAGGGACAAACUAAUCGAUGAUUCUGGCGAGCCGUUUUUUGUUCUCAAUAGUGAUGUUAUCAGCGAAUACCCGCUCAAACAAAUGAUAGAUUUCCACAAAGCCCAUGGUGGAGAGGCUUCCAUAAUGGUGACCAAGGUGGAUGAGCCAUCGAAGUAUGGUGUUGUGGUUAUGGAAGAAUCCACGGGAAAAGUUGAGAGAUUUGUGGAAAAACCAAAAAUAUUUGUUGGUAACAAAAUCAAUGCUGGGAUUUAUCUGCUGAACCCAUCUGUUAUUGAUAGAAUUGAACUGAGGCCCACCUCAAUUGAGAAAGAGGUCUUCCCAAAAAUUGCAGCAGAUAACAAGCUCUACGCAAUGGUGCUUCCAGGGUUUUGGAUGGACAUUGGACAGCCAAGAGACUAUAUUGUAGGCCUAAGACUCUAUCUAGAUUCCCUUAAAAAAAAUUCCUCAUCUAAGUUGGCCACUGGUCCUCAUAUUGUGGGAAAUGUCUUGGUGGACGAGACCGCCAAGAUUGGAGAGGGUUGUUUGAUUGGACCUGAUGUUGCAAUAGGACCAGGAUGCAUUGUCGAGUCAGGAGUUAGACUCUCUCGUUGCUCUGUGAUGCGUGGAGUUUACAUCAAGAAGCACGCUUGCAUAUCUAGCAGUAUCAUCGGGUGGCACUCCACUGUCGGGAGAUGGGCCCGUGUAGAGAACAUGACAAUCCUUGGAGAAGAUGUCCAAGUGUGUGACGAAAUUUACAGCAAUGGAGGUGUGGUUUUACCCCACAAAGAGAUCAAAUCGAGCAUUUUGAAGCCAGAGAUUGUAAUGUGAGGGACUGGGUUGGGGAUUUGCAGACUACGUUUAAAGCCCUUGGGAGGGUUACAAGUUAUUGCGUUUGGAAAUGUUUUUCCGAGUUCGAGUUCGAAUUAGAUUGCUGAAAGAGGAGGUCUGUCAUAGAUGUGAAAAUGGUGUGAAAGUGCAACUCUGUGGUGUAGAUAUAUUAUUUAGUUUUCAUGUAACCAAAACGUUGUAAAAUUGAAAUCUUCAGUUUCACAGAAUCCAGUGAAACUCUUUGUUUUGUCAA
Molecule: messenger RNA, 1811 nt
Organism: Populus euphratica (Euphrates poplar)
Lineage: Eukaryota; Viridiplantae; Streptophyta; Magnoliopsida; Malpighiales; Salicaceae
Product: mannose-1-phosphate guanylyltransferase 1-like
Exons: 5
Coding region: 473-1558 (361 amino acids)
Biological process (GO): GDP-mannose biosynthetic process
Molecular function (GO): mannose-1-phosphate guanylyltransferase (GTP) activity; GTP binding
Source: RefSeq, a predicted model, not a curated record